Oppia nitens is the source of this 1253-nucleotide messenger RNA. RefSeq names its product serine beta-lactamase-like protein LACTB, mitochondrial. The coding region runs from base 86 to 1198 and encodes 370 amino acids. Lineage: Eukaryota; Metazoa; Arthropoda; Arachnida; Sarcoptiformes; Oppiidae. The transcript has 3 exons. The record is from RefSeq and is a predicted model, not a curated record.
UCUGUAUCACUGUUUAUGUUUAAAUGAUAGUCAGACACAUAUUGAACAAUCAACUAAUAAAACUGUAGACUAUUUGUCGCAUUUAAUGGUAAAUCAACUGAUACCGGGUGUAGCAGUUGGUGUGAGCCGUUAUGGCCGACAUAUUGUUGACGUGCCGUUAGGUUGGGCCGACAUCGAGAACGACGUUCCCGUACGCCGAUACUCGAUGUGGCGUAUGGCCAGUAUUAGCAAGUCUUUGACCAGUGCACUGGUUGGCAAACUUAUGGAAAACGGUAGACUUAGUCUAAACGAGUCUAUCUAUAAAUACCUAAAACCAGGCAUUUUUCCCGUCAAACAAUGGAAGGGCAAGGAUGUGGACAUUACUGUAGGACAGCUUAUGUCACAUACAUCCGGUCUCCCAGUAGACAAUUCUGACAAAGACAUGACCAAAAUAUACGAGUACACCAAUUGUACCGAAUCGGUAGCUAAGUUUAGAAAUGACCCAUUGAUCUCAGCUCCGGGAACUCAGUAUAACUAUUCAAACUAUGCCUACCAAGUUCUCGGAGCCGUAAUCGAGUCGGUGACCAAUGAAAACUUUGCCACAACUAUUGACAAACUGAUGCGUGACAUACAUAUGAACGCAACGAUGGCCGAGACAUACGGAAUGGUUGUCAGGCAUCGGGUGCACGACUAUAUACGUAGCGAUUCUGGCUAUUUGCUGCACCCGACUACCAAUAAAUCACAGUUGCAUCUCAUGAAUGCAGUUAUUUUAGACGAUUCACUUACAGUAGAGGCUCAGUGGAGCUCCGGAGGUAUGAUGUCAAAUGUCGACGAUUUGCUAACAUUUGCUGACUUUAUGUUAGACAGCUAUUAUAAUAUCAACAAUACUAACCCGGAUUUACUUAAAUCGGAGACAAUUAACCAAUUAUGGGAACCGAUAUUUAAGAAAACUAUUGAUAAAUUUGGAACUCAUAAAACUGCUCACGGAUGGGAAGUAAUUGAAUUGGACAAACCAAUCACAUGUACCAAUAAAUGCCAAAUGCCGGCAUCUAUAAGGAAGGUUAUCUGGAAAACGGGUGGUUUGUAUGGAUUGGCAACUAUUAUUGUAAUACUACCCGAACAACACAUUUGUGUUACAUUUUUCUGUAAUAAUUCCAGUUUUAACAAUACAGGACUAAUUGAAUUGGCACUGAUAGUGGCCAAACAGUUUAUGAUGUAAAUGAAAUGCUAAUUUUCUAAUUAAUAUAACAAAUUGUUAUCAACAAAAAAAACUA